AUGACAGCGGCUAACGGCCACUUCGCCAGCGUCGGCGACGACAGCAACACGCAGCUGCAGUCGUUCGAGCACGGCAUCCAAGUCAUCGACGAGAACAAGACGUACAACGCAAACCUGCCCGCAUACCUCGACGCCGAACAUGUCCUGCGCCAGGGCUUCAACUACCACCUCAUCUCCGUCUUUGGCAGCCAGAGCACCGGAAAGAGCACUCUGCUCAACCACCUCUUCGGCACCCACUUUGGUGUCAUGUCCGAGUCAGAACGCCGCCAGACCACCAAAGGAAUAUGGAUGAGCAAGAACAAGCGCGACCAGGCCGAACGAGGUGCCGUCAAGAUGGCAGACAACAUCCUGGUCAUGGACGUCGAAGGUACCGACGGCCGCGAACGUGGAGAGGACCAGGACUUUGAGCGCAAGAGUGCCCUGUUUGCAUUGGCCACCAGCGAGGUCCUGAUCGUCAAUAUCUGGGAACACCAGGUUGGUCUGUACCAGGGUGCCAACAUGGGUCUGCUCAAGACCGUCUUCGAGGUCAACCUGCAAUUGUUCCUCAAGGACAACAACUCGACGCCUCGAUCGCUCCUCUUCUUUGUCAUUCGCGACCACAUUGGCACCACUCCCCUGUCCAACCUGCGUCAGACUCUGCUUGCCGACCUUACCCGCAUCUGGUCCACCCUCUCCAAACCUCCUGGCCUCGAGAACUCCAAGAUUGAAGACUACUUUGACUUUGCCUUCACCGCUCUGCCCCACAAGAUUCUACAGCCCGAACAGUUCAUCGAGUCCGUCGCCAAGUUGGGUUCGCGCUUCCGCGAAGGCCAAAAGAGUUCUAGGACGAACCCCUUCUCCGAUGAGCAGGCUGAGCCUAUCUUGCUGCCCGAGUACCACCGCAGGAUUCCCGCCGAUGGCUUCUCCAUGUAUGCUGGAAACGUCUGGGAGCAGAUUGACAGCAACAAAGAUCUCGAUCUACCAACCCAGCAAGAGCUCUUGGCCCAAUUCAGAUGCGACGAGAUUGCUCGCGAGGUACUCGUUGCCUUUGACGAAGUCAUUACUCCCCUCGAGUCCAAGCAAGCGGACGCUGCAAAGUCUGGCUCUCCCAGUGUACUCGUAGGCCUCGGCAAAGCCAUGAGUGGAGCUCGCGCAAAGGUGCUCAAGGACUUCACUGGUGAGGCAAGCAGAUAUCACCAGGGCGUCUACAAGCGCAAGAGUGCCGAGCUCGAGACCAACGUCGAUGCUAGGCUGAAGACUCUCUUCCAGGGCCAACUUUCCGCAGCUCACAAGACUGGCGUCCAACAAUUCACCGAGUCUGUCUCUUCUGCAGUCAAGGCUGGUCAAAAGAAGGGUAGCAACUACGAUUUCCAGAAGAUUGUCAACGCCGAGAAGCAAAAGUCUCUCCAAAACUACGAGCAAGAAGCAUCGGACCUUGUGAUUGAAGGUGCUUCAUGGAGCAACUACAAGCAAGAGCUCGACUUGUACCGCAAAGAUCUUGACGAGGCCAGCGGCAAACUUCGCAAAGACGAGAUGCGCCGUCUCGCUUCACGCGUAGAACGCUGGGUCCGCUCUCAUCUCAGCGAGUCUAUCGGUGUGCAAUUUAACAAGAUCGGUUCAGGACGCGGUGGCUCUGGUGCACCCGAGACCGGUGAGAGAGGUUCGAUCGAGAAAGAUCUCUGGGACCGCAUCUGGCUCGUUUUCACCGAAACCGUCAAGCACGCAGAAUCUCGCUUCACCGAGCGCGCAAAGGGCUUCGAUGCCAGCCCCGAAGAAGUUGAAGUCGGGCUUUGGCGCCUGCGUCGCAAGUCUUGGGGUGUUUUGAGGGCCAAGAUUGACGAGGAGGUCAUGGAAGGAAACAUUCUUCUCAAGCUUAGGGAAAACUUUGAAGACAAGUUCCGCUAUGACGAGGAAGGCGUGCCCCGUAUCUGGCGUCCCUCUGACGAUAUCGAGGGUAUCUACACGCGUGCGAGGGAAAGCACUCUCGAGCUCAUUCCUCUGCUUUCAAAGUUCAGGCUUCAUGAAACAAAGUCUUUGCCGCCGCUUGAAGAGUGGAUCGGCCAGACACCUGCCGAGCUUUCUGCUGCUGACGAAGAGGACUUGCAUCCUAUCGGUGGUGUCGACGAAGAAGACGGCAAGACCCUCGACGAGGAAAUGACUGUCCUCAGCGAUGCGAAGAAGCAGGAUCUCAGCGUGCGGUUCAAGAAGACUGCUGAUGGCGUUUAUGUCGAAGCCAAGCGUAGUGCGAUUGGCGGUGUCACUCAAGUACCUCUUUACUUCUACGGUCUCUUGCUCGCUCUGGGCUGGAACGAGAUUGUCGCAGUCCUUCGCAACCCUCUGUACUUUGUCUUCCUCAUUCUUCUCGGUGUUGGUGGUUAUGUCACCUACACACUCAACCUCUGGGGCCCAAUCAUCCGCAUGAGCAACGCUGCUAGCGCACAAGGCAUUGUGGUGUUCAAGGAGCGUCUGCGCGAGUUCCUCGAGACAUCUGAUACUGGUCGUCAAGCCAUGGCCAUGUCUGGCAGCAAACCUUCUGAGCGUGAACAAUACAGAAUGGACACGCUAAACAGCGAGGGCAAGAAAAAUGCUUCUGCGGCAGCUGCUGAUGAAGAUGACGAUAUCUGA
Messenger RNA from Aureobasidium namibiae CBS 147.97, 2604 nucleotides. RefSeq names its product root hair defective 3 GTP-binding protein. The transcript is spliced from 4 exons. Bases 1 to 2604 code for a protein of 867 amino acids. Lineage: Eukaryota; Fungi; Ascomycota; Dothideomycetes; Dothideales; Saccotheciaceae. Gene Ontology annotation, molecular function: GTPase activity; GTP binding. The record is from RefSeq and is a predicted model, not a curated record. Gene Ontology annotation, cellular component: endoplasmic reticulum. Gene Ontology annotation, biological process: endoplasmic reticulum membrane fusion.